This is a messenger RNA of Trametes versicolor FP-101664 SS1, 939 nucleotides long. RefSeq lists its product as uncharacterized. The annotation marks the transcript as partial. Gene Ontology annotation, biological process: t-circle formation; telomere maintenance via recombination; resolution of mitotic recombination intermediates. Gene Ontology annotation, molecular function: four-way junction DNA binding; ATP binding; ATP-dependent DNA damage sensor activity. Lineage: Eukaryota; Fungi; Basidiomycota; Agaricomycetes; Polyporales; Polyporaceae. The record is from RefSeq and is a predicted model, not a curated record. The transcript is spliced from 2 exons. Gene Ontology annotation, cellular component: replication fork; Rad51C-XRCC3 complex.
AUCACUACCGGAGAUGCUCACCUGGAUGAUGUACUCGGAGGAGGUAUAAGAACAGGGAUGCUCUGGGAUAUCUCUGGAGAGAACAAUGGAGGGAAGACCCAGCUCGCGCUUCAGCUGUCGUUGACCGUACAACUGCCCAGGCAUCUGGGCGGACUAUCUGGCUCCGCAUGCUAUAUCAGUACUCGAGGGGACAUCCUGACUGGCCGCAUAGAGGAGAUCUGCAAAAAACACCCUUUGCUCUCUCCCGAGGUUUGCGGCAUCCCUGAUAUCCACUCGGUCAAAGCUCCCUUCUAUGCCGCCCUGGAGAGAGUGCUCGUCACAAGCCUACCGGAAACCGCAGAUGAACGAGCCGCGGACCCCGACGCCAAACCUGUGAAGCUCCUCAUCAUAGACACCUUCACUGAUAUUUUCGAUAACUUGCGCGAUCCGGUAUACAAAGACAUACCCCUUCGUGCGCGCCACCUGCGGCACAUUGCUAUCGUCCUUCACCGGCUCAUAACCAAAUAUCAACUCGCCGUCGUCGUGCUUGGUUCGGCGGGCAACACGUUCCCCAGGCUUGACGGAUGCGAUACGGGUCCUGGAGAACUCAGAUUUUCGGACCAAGCCCGCUGGUUCUGCCGCGCCCAUACCAUUGCCGGGGAAGACGCGCACGAGGCCGUCCUUGGACAUGUAUGGCCGAACCAGCUCAACGCACGCGUCAUGAUGAGCCGGACCAUUCGCACACGACCUCGCUCCGUUCUCCGCCCCCAGGAGCAGGGAGGUCGUGCCAACAAACGGCGAAAGCUCGAAGGAGACAAGGCGGCGGAGGGAACUGCCACCGUCGACGAAUCCGUUCCCUUCCGCCGCUUCACAGCCAUCUUCUCGUCGGUCGCCCCACCAGCCUUCUGCGACUACGUGAUCUUCGACGAGGGCGUCGUCGGAUUCCCGCCGGAGGAGCAG